AUGAAGGCUUCCAAACAGAGCUUCACAGGUCCAUCCUCCUCUCCCCGCGCCAAAGAUAGUCCAACUCCAACGCAGAUGGAGAAGACGGUGGUUCUGUACCCCGGCCUCGCCGUGAGCCACUUCGUCCCCAUGAUGCGGCUCGCCGGCUCCCUCCUCGAGCACGGCUACGCCGUCUCCGUGGCGCUGACCAUCGACCCCGCCGUCACGGGGGACGCAGCGUUCUUGGCAGCCGUCGGCCGCGUCGCCGCCGCCAUGCCGUCCGUCCGCUUCCACACGCUCCCGCCUGUGGAGGACCCGCCCAGACUAGCCCCCGGCGCGCAGUUCCUCCUCAGCUACUUCCACCUCCUGCGCCGCUACAACGACCGCCUCCACGACUUCCUCUGCUCCUCCACGCGCGUCCACGCCGUGGUCGUCGACUCGCUGUCAGUGUCAGCUGAUACGCUGGAGGUCACCAAGAGGCUCGGCAUCCCCGGGUACGUCAUGUUCACCUCCGGCGCCGCCUCCCUCGCCGCCUUCGCCCAGCUUCCUUAUGUCCUCGGGGAGGGCGGCCGGAAAAGCUUCAGGGAGCUGGGCGACGCCCCUGUCGAGUUCCUUGGCCUUCCGCCGGUUCCGGCCUCGCACCUGUUCGCCGAGGUGCUCGAGGACCCGGAGAGCGACACGUACAAGACGACGAUGGCCGGGCUGUCCCGGAUCCCGGACACCGAUGGCAUCCUGGUGAACACGGUCGAGUCGCUGGAGGCUCGCGCGGUGGCCGCUCUCAGGGACCCUCGGUGCCUCCCCGCCGGCCGGGUCAUGCCUCCGGUGUACUGCGUCGGACUCGGGCCAUUCCUCGGCGGCAUCGAGGGCGCGGCGGACGAGCGGCGCGAGUGCCUCGCCUGGCUAGACGCGCAGCCGGACCGCAGCGUGGUGUUCCUCUGCUUCGGGAGCACGGGCGCAGCGAACCACUCGGCGGAGCAGCUCAAGGAGAUCGCCGCCGGCCUGGAGAAGUCCGGCCACCGGUUCCUGUGGGUCGUGCGAGCGCCCCACGGCGGCGACCCGGACCUCGACGCGCUCCUGCCAGACGGGUUCCUGGAGCGCACCGGCGGCCACGGCCUCGUCGUCAAGCAGUGGGCGCCGCAGGCCGAGGUGCUCCGCCACGGGGCCACCGGCGCGUUCGUGACGCACUGCGGGUGGAACUCGGUGCUGGAGGGCGUGGCGGCGGGCGUGGCGAUGCUGUGCUGGCCGCUCCACACGGAGCAGAAGAUGAACAAGCUGCUGAUGGUGGGGGAGAUGGGGCUCGCCGCGGAGAUGGCCGGGUGGCAGCGGGGGCUGGUGGAGGCCGGCGAGGUGGAGCGCAAGGUGCGGCUGGUCAUGGAGUCCGAGGAGGGCGGGCAGCUCAGGGCGCGCGCGGCGCAGCACCAGGUGGCCGCGGCCGCGGCCUGGAGCGACGGCGGGUCGUCGCGGGCGGCGCUCGCCCUGUUCUUGUCGGACGUGGACCGCCGGUGGCAGGCUCGCGCUCGCGGCGGGGAAGCUGCGUGA
Molecule: messenger RNA, 1518 nt
Organism: Triticum turgidum subsp. durum (durum wheat)
Lineage: Eukaryota; Viridiplantae; Streptophyta; Magnoliopsida; Poales; Poaceae
Source: the annotation of a GenBank genome assembly